Neopsephotus bourkii (Bourke's parrot) is the source of this 1533-nucleotide messenger RNA. RefSeq names its product low density lipoprotein receptor adapter protein 1-like. Lineage: Eukaryota; Metazoa; Chordata; Aves; Psittaciformes; Psittacidae. The coding region runs from base 88 to 978 and encodes 296 amino acids. The transcript is spliced from 9 exons. The record is from RefSeq and is a predicted model, not a curated record.
CAGCGCCUCCGCCGCUGCUGACGUGAUGACGUUAGCGAGCCCGCCCGUCCUGACCGGGCCUGGUAUCGCCCUGUUAGCAGCUCCGCUAUGGAGGCGCUGCGGGCGGCGGGACGUGCUGUGCUGCGGAGUCCGCGCCUCGCCCGGCACGGCCUGGGGCUCCGCCGGCGGCGCAAGCUUCCUGAGAGCUGGGCUGAUAUGCAGGAGCCACUGCUUGAGGGGAUGUGCUUCACGCUCAAGUAUCUAGGCAUGACACUGGUAGAAAAACCCAAGGGAGAAGACAUGGCUGCUGCUGCCAUUCGCAGGAUCGUGGCCACAGCACGGGCGGGCGCUCGCAAGUUCCAGAAGGUGAUUCUGACAGUGUCUCCGAGGGGCAUCUCGCUGCAGGAUGCAGACACAAAGGAGAUGGUUGAGAACAUCUCCAUCUACAGGAUCUCCUACUGCACAACAGACAAGCUGCAGAACAAAGUCUUUGCUUAUGUUGCCCAGAGCCAGGAGAGCGGGGCACUGGAGUGCCAUGCCUUCCUCUCACCCAAGAAGAAGAUUGCUCAGGCUGUGACUCUGACUGUGGCCCAGGCCUUCCAGAUGGCACUGGAUCUCUGGGAAGCAGCACAUGCAGGCUCUAGGCAGGAACAGCCCCUUCACCCUUCAUGUGUCUUGGAGAGCAGUGAGCCCAGCAGACCAAGUGAGCCAGCCCCCCCGGGGAGCCCUCCCUUCAGACACCAGUUUGGGGAGGAGGAAGAGGAGGAAGAAGAUGAUAACAUCGUUGAAACUUUAUCUGGCAGCAUGGAGGAGCUGGGGAGGGGAGCCCACUGCCAAGCAGAGUCAGCACCUCCUGUGCCCAGAGUGAGCUCUCCUACUGCACAGCUACUGUGCUAUCGUUUGGGGCAACCCCCAGACAGCUGGAAGGAGCUGGCGGUGGCUAGAGACCCCCACACAGGUGGCCCCAGGACUGCUGGCCCCAAAACUCCCCUGGGCUAAGCCAGAUCUCUGCAACCAUGGACCAGCCACUCAGGAUUCACCCUGUGCCUGCUUCUGGGCCAGACAGUGCCUGCUCCUGCCACUGCCCACCAGGCGUGGGGUCUGCUGGCACCGUUGCCAUGCAGUGCACAGACUGUGACACCCGCUCCUUGUCCUGCUUUCUGCCUGCAUGAACUGCCUCAAGCUGCAGCUGUUCCCAGCUCGGGCUGGUGCCUGCUUCCAGUGCAUGCAGAGCCACCCCAAGUGCUCUGAGCUUGCAGGAUGCAGCCAGUGUGCCUCGGAUUGCACUGUGUCUGACCUGCCUUGCUUGUUUCUUCCACCUUUCUCCUCGUGGUGGCAGCUGGGGACCAGUUGAAGCUGUGCAGCCCCCCUGGAGAUGGUGGAGGACUUGCUUAGCAUGCGUGACCCUCAGGGAGCAAUAGUUCUUGGCCUGGAGGAGUGAGGGAGGCCUUGCCCCUGCCGAUCAGCCCCACACCUUCUCACGAGUGAAAAUGAGCUGGUUUUUAAAGGAAAGCUAUGCCCUUACAGGGAAAUAAAAUGAUUUUUUUUACUGUU